Molecule: messenger RNA, 3173 nt
Organism: Seriola dumerili (greater amberjack)
Lineage: Eukaryota; Metazoa; Chordata; Actinopteri; Carangiformes; Carangidae
Exons: 8
Coding region: 1-2817 (938 amino acids)
Molecular function (GO): protein binding
Source: RefSeq, a predicted model, not a curated record
AUGGCGGAGAAUGUACGGUCGCCUUUUGACUACCGGGAGCCACCGACCCUCGACAGCGACGGGGAUGGGAGCAAGCCACCGCCGCCACGGGGCCGCGUGUGUGGGAGAAAAAGGAAGGGGACACCUGUGAAGGUGUGUGACCGAGCGUAUGUAACAGAAGAUGAGGAGGAGGAGAGCAUGUCAGAACACAGCUACAGCCCAGGUGAUGGCCAGUACCCAGAGGGCGCAGAAGACCGCCUCCCUCCACCUGGCAGUCCCUACUACCUGCCUGAUCCUACUCAGCUCUGUGUGCCAGAGUUGGGUGAGGAAGGGGCGAGUGGUGUUCGGGGGCCUGUGCUCUUCCAUCCACCACCCAACUGCCGCAUUCGAGAGGUCCACUGUGGGACCCAGGUGCGGCUGGUUGUCAUAGCAAUCCGAGACAUCGCCAAAGGGGAGGAGAUAACAGUGGACUACAGCUUGACGGACUGGGGCGAGAAUGCGAUGGAGGAUGAGGCUGGUCCGCACCCACUGUCCCUCUCUGUGUCUGAUUACCUUACCCCCUCCUGGUCAUUAUCACCCUCAUCCUCCCCACUCACCCACUCUGAACCCAGUGACUCUGAUCGUGAGGAGGACGAAGAGGAGGAAGAUGACGAUGAUGAUGACGAUGAUGAAGAGGAGGAAAUUGAAGAAAUACGUGGCCGGAUGCUGCGCCGCCGCAAGAAGCGCAAGCUGCCAGCUGCUGUCAAUUCAAAGAAGAAGAGCGCACCCACCUCCACCAGAGGACCUGGGCGUCCAUGUUCUUCCUUUUCCCGCCCAGCACCUGUUGCACCCCCAGUCAGAUCCCAGUCCCAGCCCCCAGUCAGCACUCUGGCACCCCCGACGACCAACAUCAACAAUAACAUUAACAUAAACAUUGGCAGCUCCAGCGGUGCCACAGUGAGCCGGCGGCAGCACUGCCCGUACUGCGGCCGCCACUAUCGCUCCCUGGCACGGCACCUGGAGAAACACCACGCCAACCAGCCUGAGGUCAGAACAGCCAUGGAGCUGGCACACCUCCACACACACAACUCUUCAAAUGGCAGCGCCACACACCCUCAACCCUCAUCGUCCUCCACCGCCGCUUCUCACAGUCAUUCCUUUGCUGUCCCUCAGCCUUCCGCUUCAAACCCCGCACCGCCCUCUCUCUUCUCCAGGGAGAGGGAAUCACCAGCGACUCGCUCGAGCACAGGUGCCGUCUCAUUCUCCCUCUCGCUUUCACCGCCUUCUUCGGCUCAACCUGCAGCCGCCAAGAAGGGGCCAAGCUUACCACUGCCCGCGGCAAAACGCCCUACACCCCCGAUGGUGUCUCGGGUAAAGAGUCCAUCACCACCUCCCCCAUCUACUCCCCGAAGGGGUCGGAGGAUGAAGAGAGAAAAGCAUGAAGAGCCGCAGAAGGUGGAGGUGGAGAGCUCAAGAAGUCAAGAGGAACUGGUUCCACCUCCCACUCCAGAGCCAGAUAUAGAUCCAGAUGAAGAUCUGGAGCUUAGUGCAGAAGGGGAAGAAGAUGUACCAGAGGAGAAAAAUGGAGAGAUUGUAAGCACACACAGACAUCACAUGUCACCGCUGCUCUCCUCCCUGUCUUGUCUGGUCCUGUACCUCCGCCGCCAGCAGCACUCCUCUUUCCUGUCUUUAACCCGCUCACCUCACUCUGCUGAGGCCUGGCGCCUGCUCUGCCAUUCCAGCCUCUCCCUGCUCAUCCUCUACAACCGCCACCGUGAAUGUGAGGUGGCCAAGCUCACUAUCCAGGACUACCGCAACCGUAUCACCCCACAGAGCAGCUCCAGCACCAGCACCAGCUCCCCCUCUGGCAUGGAAGCCCUCUUGUCACCCUUUGAGCGCCAGGUCCUCAGUCAUCUCCCGCGGGCUGGUGUUUUAGGGAAGCGUGGUCGUAUCCAGCCGCUUAUUCUCCCGCCACACUGUGAGUCCUGCCUGGACCUGCUUCUUCAAACCAGCCCCAAUGUGGGUGUGGACCCAGAGAGCCCCUAUGUCUUCUCCCGGCCAUACCAUUCUCCUGCUACCCCUCUCCGGGGCACGGACCUCCUGAGAAACCUGGCACGAGCCAGCGGGGCCAAGAACCCCGGAGCACUGACAGCAACGCGAGUGCGGCGACAGGUAGCCAUCCUUACCCAACUGCUACUGUUAGAGGAGGGUGAGGGCCAGGGCCAGGGCGGAGCUACCAAACGCUUGGAGGACUUCCUGGAGCGAGAGUACCACGUGACCCAGAACUGCUCCACUAUCAUACGUGAUCCAGCACUCAUGGGUCGUGUGGGUCGUGUUGUUCUUUACGGAGAGAGGGAAGGUGUGCUUUUCAGAGGAAUGAGCCUGCAGCACAUCUGCCUUGAGUUGGACGUGAUGUCUGGAAACUCAGCAGACUCCUUCUCAGAGGAUUCUGAGGCAGAAGAAGAAAAGGAGGAAGUUAAAGAGAAGGCUGAAGUGAUGGUGAAGAAGAAAGGACCAGGCCGACCACCACGGAAGAAGAGAGCACCCAUCCCUUCUCCAGUUACCCCAUCGAUAGCCAAUGUCCAUAAGAGGCGAUGUAUUCCACCCAAAUCAGGGAAGCGUGGAGUGCUGAAGCGUCCCUGGUCAGAGGCGGAGCGUGUAGCAGUGGAGACACACCUGAAGAGAAACCUCAUGGAGCUGCGUGUCCCUGCGAAGGCAGACUGCGAGCGCUGCCUUGAACUCUGCCCUCUGCUGGUCAGCAACCAGCGAGACUGGAGGGCAAUCAAGUUUUACGUCCACAACCGCAUCCAGCUACUGAAGAAGCAGGGGAGGAGGGAAAGUGCUGCCGCAGUCUGCUAGAGCAAAACAAAGAGGUGGCAGAGGACACAUAACCACAAUGUACAAACCACCAGCAAUCACAAUGAAGAGGAAAACUCUUGGCCAUGGUGGAGAGCCGCUUCUCCUUCUUUUCUUUCAUGGAUACAGUACCUGAAGUUAGGUGCUUUCCCAGUCUCAUCACUCUGGUCAUAAGGGAGUAGUGUAAUAAAAGUGACUAAGCUAAGAAACACAUGGGUUGCUCCAGUUAAGAAUCAUUCGUACUCAGUGUCGGGGAUGCCCAGUGUCUGUUUCCGAGAUGUAUUUUUAAGUGGUUGGACAAGAUGUACUUGUAAGUGUGAAUAUGAGUUCAGACACAGUGAAUGCUUUUUUUUUUUUUU